Nanorana parkeri is the source of this 1188-nucleotide messenger RNA. It is a transcript of the gene NIPSNAP2, whose product is annotated as glioblastoma amplified sequence. NCBI's taxonomy places the organism in Eukaryota, Metazoa, Chordata, Amphibia, Anura, Dicroglossidae. The record is from RefSeq and is a predicted model, not a curated record. Bases 53 to 901 code for a protein of 282 amino acids. The transcript has 10 exons. Gene Ontology annotation, cellular component: mitochondrion.
AGCUCCUCCUCCGUUCAUUGACGUGAACUGGCAGCGCAGUAGGUUGUGCAAGAUGGCGAGCAGAGCUGUGUCCGUGGCUUUGAGUAGGGCGAACAGGAUCCAGGCCUGCGGGCCUAGUCUUCUGCUUGCCAGAGGCCUUGCAUCAUCUAGCCAGAAAGCCAAAGAAGACAGUUGGCUCCGAUCACUCUUUGUGCGUAAGGUCGAUCCACGCAAGGAUGCUCACUCAAAUCUGCUGGCGAAGAGGGAGACCAGCAACCUCUAUAAAAUACAAUUUCAUAAUGUAAAGCCAGAAUGUCUAGAAGCCUACAACAAACUUUGCGAAGAGGUGUUGCCAAAGAUCCAUGCAGGAGAAGAGUAUCCAUGUACACUAGUGGGGACUUGGAAUACAUGGUAUGGAGAACAAGAUCAGGCAGUUCACUUGUGGAGGUACGAGGGAGGAUAUCCAGCACUGACGGAGGUGAUGAGUAAGCUCCGGAAAAAUAAGGAGUUUACCGAGUUUCGCAAAGAACGAGGUGCCAUGUUGCUGUCUCGUAAAAAUCAGCUGCUUCUGGAGUUUAGCUUCUGGAAUGAACCUGUCCCAAGACCAGGACCCAACAUUUAUGAACUGAGGUCCUAUCAGCUGAGGCCUGGAACUAUGAUUGAAUGGGGAAACCACUGGGCACGUGCCAUUAGGUAUCGACAGGACAACAGUGAAGCUGUUGCUGGCUUUUUCUCCCAGAUUGGACAACUGUACAUGGUCCAUCAUUUGUGGGCUUACAAUGACUUGCAGAGCAGGGAUGACAUUAGAAAUUCAGCCUGGCAGAAAGAUGGCUGGGAUGAAUGUGUCUACUAUACUGUUCCUCUUAUACAGGAGAUGGAAUCCAGAAUUAUGAUCCCACUGAAGAGCUCUCCUCUGCAGUAAUCCACUGUGUCCUCCUCGUGCCUUAACUGACAACAAUGGCAGAUUUCUCUGUGGAUUACAUAAGCAAUGAAUGAACAUAUACAAACUCCCAAAAGAAACAUUAUUUGUGCAAUUCAUAAUUCUGUGUGUGUUUAAUCAUGUAGGCCUGCCAGUUUUCAUAUCUGUUUUAAUUUCUUUGUGACCAUUGAUCCGGUAAUAACCACUGUCAAUGUUGAGACCUGACACAUACUGCAUACUGUUUUCUCUCUGUGAUAAUAGUGCUGCUUUUCAUUUCUCGGCCAGUGGAA